Molecule: messenger RNA, 1247 nt
Organism: Rhodofomes roseus
Lineage: Eukaryota; Fungi; Basidiomycota; Agaricomycetes; Polyporales; Fomitopsidaceae
Product: EF-TsMt 2
Exons: 2
Coding region: 34-1062 (342 amino acids)
Biological process (GO): mitochondrial translational elongation
Cellular component (GO): mitochondrial matrix
Molecular function (GO): translation elongation factor activity
Source: RefSeq, a predicted model, not a curated record
CGCAGCGCCACCACCUCCGUCCACCACCUUAAAAUGUUCGCAGCCAGACGAGCAGCCCAGCGCACCUUCGCUGCACGACUCUACUCGACCGAGUCGCCCAAAAAGUCGCUCAAGGAGCUCGUCGCAGAGCUCCGGAGCCAUGCCGACGUAUCACCCAUCGAGGCCGGGCAGGCUCUCAAGGCCUCGGACAUGGACGUUUCAAGAGCUCUCCUCUGGCUCUGUAACUUCCGCGCCGAGUCUGCAGUCAAGAAGGCAGCGAAGGUCGAGGGCCGGGAGGCGAACGAGGGCAUGAUCGGGACCGCUGUUCUGUCCCCCGGAGCGACCAGCGCGAAGCCAAGCGGAGUGCGCGCCGCCAUGGUCGAGCUCAAUUGCGAGACGGACUUCGUCGCUCGGAACGACCUCUUCGCCCAGCUGCUUGACGACAUCGCGCAUACAGCCGCGUUCAUGUCGGAGCCCGCUGACUCGGACAAGUUCUUCCACCCCUUCUCUCUCGACGUCCUCCGGGACGCGCCCCUACUCUCCAAGACAGCCCCCGAGAAGAAUGGCAAGAGCACUGUCGCAGAUGCGAUGCGCGACCUCACCGGUCGGGUGGGCGAGAAGAUCUCACUUCGCCGAGUCCUCACUGUCGUACGCGACCCCUUCCCUCCAUCCCAGCGCGACAUUGCUUUGCGUAUUGCAUCUCGCGUACACCAAUCUGUCAACAACCCCCGACAAGGGCGUGUCGGGAACCUUGCUGUCCUCGCGUUGAAGUCUCCCCAGCUAGCGAACAUCCUCGGGCCAGAAGCGUUUCAGGCCGACCUGAACAAGCUAUGCCUAUCCCUCGGGAACCAGAUCAUCGGCUUCCCGACGACUAGUGUCCGCUCGCCUACCGGUGCAAGGGACGAGGAGGGGGCUCUGUACGACCAGCCGUUCGCUAUGUUCGCGGGCGAAGGCAACGACCAACCUGUGCAGACGUUCCUCCGGAACUGGGCCGCUCAACGUGGCUUGGUCGAGUCAAGUGAGCAAGAGGGUGGAUUGGAGGUCCUGGAGUUCGCCAAGUGGACGGUCGCCGAAAGUAUCUAGACGUAACAUAUUCUAUCCUAAUGUCGUCACAACAUCCCCACUCAUGUAUUGUAUAGUCGCCUUGCUGUCCGCUGUUGGGUAUGGUGGUGCAAGCGAAAUUGACACACAUCCUCUGUCAUAUGCAUUGUAGUGCGCGAUGCCCUCGCUCGUCACACCCCGGCAAAUUCUCAAAUGCUCCGGCAAAU